This is a messenger RNA of Chelmon rostratus (copperband butterflyfish), 3067 nucleotides long. RefSeq names its product thymopoietin b (gene tmpob). The transcript is spliced from 6 exons. NCBI's taxonomy places the organism in Eukaryota, Metazoa, Chordata, Actinopteri, Chaetodontiformes, Chaetodontidae. Bases 372 to 1472 code for a protein of 366 amino acids. The record is from RefSeq and is a predicted model, not a curated record. Gene Ontology annotation, molecular function: DNA binding.
CGACCGCGGACAGACAGAAGCAAGUGGACCGGUUUGAAGCUAAGCUAAUUCAGUCAUAUUACAGCUACUUAAUUUAGAUUUUUGCAUUGGUUCUGUUCGUAGCACAUGCGUGUAUCUGUUUUCGAAAAAAUCAAAGCUACUUGUCAGUAUUGUAGCUAUUAGGCUAAGAAGCAAAACUGGGUAUUUAUUUUGGUAAAUCGUUUCUGUCCUGCUAGCUGAAUUGGCAGCGGGUAGGCGCCAGUCGUGUUUGACAACAGCGCUAUUCGGUCACGUUCCCGGUGUUGUUGUUUCUAGCUGCUGAGUGAACGCGCUAAUUUCCGUUGGGUGUAAGCGGCAAAAAGGAAAGCUAGAUAGCUAGAAUAAAGUUAAACAUGGCAGAAUUCCUCGAAGAUCCGUCGGUUCUCACCAAAGAUAAGCUGAAGAAUGAGCUUACGGCCAACAAUGUGCCACUUCCUAGCGGAGAGCAUAAAAAAGAAGUGUAUGUGCAGCUGUAUCUGAAAAACUUAACCAUACUGAACAACAAGAAGAGUCCACCUGCAGACACCUUCUCCAGCGACGAAGAGUUACCUGCUCCCGUGGUAUCCAACAGAAGUCGAUCCGGAAGAAAAGCUACUAAAAAGACAGACAAGCCUCGCUCAGACGAAGUGGAGGUGACAGAUCUCACGGAUGAAGAUUUAAAACAACAGCUGGCAAAACAUGGUGUGGACUCAGGACCCAUUGUUGCAUCCACCCGCAAGCUGUAUGAGAAGAAGCUGCAGAAGCUUUUGGACCAGCCUCCUGCUGAACCUGAACCUCCUACAGACGUCACGGCUCUCCCCAAGGCAGACAGUAACCAGAAUGGCAACACAAAUUCUGACCAGUACAGCGACAAGGAGGAUGAGGAGAUUGCUGUCCCUGAACCAGAGCCAGUUCCUGUGGUAGAGAAGCCUGUGAGGAGCAGAGGGAAAACCCCAGUUACCGUCAGAACCAGCAGCAGACGACAAACUAAGGUGGUGGAGGAAAUUACUGAAGAAACACCUAAGAAGGCCAGCGAGAGUGUUGUUGAAGAUAUCCUUGCCAAUGAAAUAAGCACGCCAACAGGCAUCAGUGCGACCUGCAGGCGUCCUAUCCGAGGUGCAGCUGGUAGACCACUAAAGCCAAGUGAAUACUGGCUUGAUGAGUCUCGUGUGCAGCGCACCGUCCACACUGAGAGCCGCUCGUACUCAGAGUCUUUCUCCAGAGUGGGCAGCACCGUGUCUUCAAACAAAGCACCAGCCCAACGAAGCUUCCUCUCUUUGUUGUUCAAGCUCCUGCUCCUUGUUGUGGUGGCCGUUUCUCUCUACUAUGCCUACCAGAACCUGGAUGCCGAUCAAAUCAACACCCUCAAAGGUCUCCGGGACAGCAUCAUUGUCCCCCUUCAGGGCGUUGUGAACAACGCAGCCACCUACCUGGGCAUCAGCAGCAGCGAUGCUACAGAGAGCACCGGCAAGUAAAAGACCCCCAGCAGUCUCUAACAAUGCCCAUGCCACCUGCCACAACAUACCACAACUCAAGCAGUAAACUUGGCUCACCUCUUCUUUUUACCAAUAUGGUUGGACAAAGGACUCAGAUGUAAUUGGAACGAUAAACUUUCUCCUCUCCUGACUCCAGCUUUCCUCCCACCACAGGAGGAAACAGUAGCUUCUGGAUAACACUGUUUUGUGGCUGUCAGAAGAGACUCAUUUUAAUGUUGAUUUUAAUCUGUGAAUUGUUUUGUGUCUUUGUGUGUAUUAACCUUUGUAGAAACGAGUGCAGAAUGGAGAGGCCAGGUUAUCGAUGCAUGGUUGUAGUUUUUGAAGGCGAUACUGUAGUUUCUAACUCUGUGCCAGGUGUUUUUCUGAUGGUGAAGUGCCUGGACACUGUUAGCACUUAGUGCCCUCCCAUUUUAAAGCACAAAGCAGUGCUUCUACUAACACCAGAAUGUCUACGUGUUUCUGUAUAAAUUUCAAAAUUUGCUCCGUAGCUGUAGAGUUAGUUAGAGUGAUUCAUUAUUUCUAUGGUGCUCAGGUUUAUUCAGCUCAAACUUUUUAAUGUGGUCUGUGCUGGGAGGAGACACACAGUGUAAUCAGGUCACGUCACUGCAUGAGGAAAAUCCGCCCACGUUCAGGUUGAAGUCUAAAAGGUUUUCUAGUAACUGAUCAUGCCUUGAAUCAUUGUAUACAGGGCUCUAUGAUUAUGGCUAAAGUGAUAAUUCUGGUCACUCUGUAUUGUUAUGAUUUUUACUGUCAAUGGAUUGAGGAAGAAAAGUUACUGUAGUUUUGGCAUCUUUUAUCAAAAUCCUCACCAAUUUACACACAAUUCUAAAUGACACAGCUUCUGAGUAUCGAUAAUCUACCGUUUAUUUGGCUGUUACUCUUUAAGGAAACAAAAUUUGCAGCGUUUAAUAAUUAUUGGUUUUCCAGCCCUGCCAGUGUGCCCAUUUGAGUUUACAUGCUUUGGGUUUUAGUGGUCUGUUGUGCUUUCUUUUGUUCUGUUUUUUAAUUUUUUUAUUAGAUUUCUGAUCCUUCAGUCCUAUAAGCAGGAUUGGCUGUUGCAGUGCACCCACAUAGCCCACCUUACUGGCUGCAUGUGUCCAGACAUGGCAGAUCUGCAAAGAAGACACAUGGAGAAAUUUCAUCCUUUUGGGACAGUUAAUCAAUUUAUUCUCUUCAGAACUCUUCAGUACUUCUGCCUGUGAAAAUUACCACAAUAAAGACCCUGAAAGGGGCUGAUUACCUGUUGGGGGGAAAGGAUGUAUUCACUGGAGGUGACGUUGGGGUUCAGAAGAUUUCUGGGGCAUCUUUGUUUCUAUUUUGAUAUUUUUCUAAAGUGGCGUGUUCAACUUUUUAUAGCACAAUUUAAGGUAACUUUUGAAAGCAAUAUGUAAUACAUGCAAGUGAUACUGUAUCUUAAUCUAAAUCUUGCUUACUUAACACAAGUAAUUCAUCAUCAGGCAGCUCUCCCACAAUGGACAGAAAUGACAGGGGUUAUGUGGGUAAGGAUUUUCAAUCUGUUUAUUUAUGAUCAUGUAGGCAGUGUAUCAUAAAAUAAACUUUGUUGUUACCAGAUA